CCCUUCCUUGAGAGUUCGCUCGUUGUUCGCCGUUUUUUUAGCGAACUCACCGGCGACGAUCACCAGGAAAUCUUUAAGACUACGGGAAAGGCAAAAGAAGAGGGAACUAUAUCAGAACUUUCGCCAUGGUUCAGGAUGCUCGUUGGCCUUCGAAGAUACUAAUCACCCUCAGGGGUGUGCAGUUGUUUCUCGCCAUCAUAGUGUUGGGACUGUCUGCAUACAUCGUCUCGGUGAUUGAUUACUGGUGGGCAUGUAUGACUCUUGUCUCCGCACUUUUGACCCUCAUUUAUAUCGGGAUCAAUUUCUUCCUUUUGUUCUCAAACUUGCUGCUUCCGCUAGCCAUUACGAUCACCGAUGCCUUCCUAGCAGUGUUCUGGUUGAUCUCCAUGGCUGGAACCGGGGAUAGCGGGUACCUUUCUGUAAGCGACUGUGAGCUCACCGACUGGUACUGGCUUAUUACCUACACAAGUACCGUCUGUCAAGUUUCCAAGGCCUCCUUUGCCCUUUCAUUCCUUCUUAUGCUUCUAUUCAUUGGCUCUCUCGUUCUCGCGGCCAUAAUCCUCGCCAAGAACCGAAAGGAUCUCCGGGGGGCCAAAUAUAACUCGGGUAUGGACCCAGAUGGGAAUCCUCUCCCAGACCAUGCCGCUGCCGCCCCCGCCGUUCCCGAUGCCGUCGCGAUGGACAGCGCCCCCAACCAAACCCAAUACUACCAGGACCCUCCAAAGAACGAACACUACCAGCAGUCGCUCACCCCGCAGCCGUACCAGAACACUACUUCGCCGGUGUACUACAACGCAACAGCAACACCUCAGCCGAUCGCUUCUCCGUCGGCUACACCAGCUCCUUAUUCACAGGUGGUUGGAUACCCGCAAGCGGGAGUUGGCUCUCCGCCUCCGCCGCCGCCAGUUAACGCUGCUGAGAUGCCGACACGUUGAUCACUUUCUGUAAGGGGUGGUUCACGUUGAACUUUGACUGAAUGAUAAUUUAUGGGUUUAGUUAUGAGGGUUUUCUCGAACUGGAAACAUCUAUGGAAUUGCAUUUUUUCUUUCUUUUUUUUUCCCACCCGAAUCUUUAACCUUUGGAGUGACUGGGCGUCGUGUGUGUAUAUUAUGAUCGGUUUAAUUAGGGGCUUUUUACCUAUAUUUGUUGGAAAUACUCGUAGUAUUUGUGGUGAAAACUGGCUUGACUUGUAAUAGCGGGAGGAAUCGCAUUUCUGCCGCAUCGCACCAAUUGGGUUUAUUAACUAGUCGUCGUACUACUACGAGUGUACCUGCGCUCUACGUGUGACAAGGCGUUAUUACUAUGCUUCUCCUGAGCCCGCGGUUGUGAUUAGGGGUUUUGAAUUUACAGUACCGAUACAUCCAGUAUUGUGCAGACGGUAUUUUACCCUGGGAUGGCAACUUAUCCUCGAGUAUAAGUCACCACAGCCACAUCUAAAGCAGCCAGACGACCACUGAAUCGAAUUAUCGGUGCCUAUUCUUUGCAGCUCGGAUCUAUCCAUCGGGAGUCUCGGUGGGCCUGCAGCGAGAGAUGGGGGCCACACAACUACGAGCAGCGUUGUUGCCAUACGCAUGCAGAAUCGCAACCCAACCGUGAUACCGGUACCAGUGUGGAGCCAUAUUUUAUCUAUCAUUCCCCCCCAAAAACAAAUAACCUUCCCCACGGCCGCUUGCCCGGUGACCGGGCUGGUGGCUACUCGAGUAGGAGGAGAUAGACGGUGCAGUGUGCGAUCAGGAAGCAAGAACAACAUCCCGCAUACACCAAAGCACCCGCGCAGUUCCACGAUGUGCCCCGUCCCGAGAAGGGUUCCUAGCAAUUUAUAAAUCGGCCAAUACUACGAGCACUGUACUAGUACUUGGACACAAACAGCACAGAGCAAUGCAGCGGCUGUGUCUCCUCUUUGAUUCGCUAAGUACGUUGUACCGGGCUCCCAGGAAUUCCGGUGUGGGAGGCUUGAUCGUGUUCUCCCUUCGUUGGAUGGUGUUUUGAGCGCCUUGUGGAA
Molecule: messenger RNA, 2002 nt
Organism: Tuber melanosporum (Perigord truffle)
Lineage: Eukaryota; Fungi; Ascomycota; Pezizomycetes; Pezizales; Tuberaceae
Exons: 3
Coding region: 126-935 (269 amino acids)
Source: RefSeq, a predicted model, not a curated record